AUGGACCUUGGAGGACAAGGACAGGACAUGUGGACGGUUGGUGAUGAGGAUGUGAAAACUAGCACAGAGCACUCUUGGCCUGCUAGUAGUCUCACAGGUCACUCCAUCACACAAAUCAGAUUGAUCAUGUGGCCAAUUGGCAAAAACAGCACACUGUGGGUAUGGAAAGACCAAUUCAUUGUUGAAUGUGAUCCAACUACUCAGUUGCACAUACUGAAAAGAGCAAAGUGUUCCAAUGGCAUUCAGAUGGGCAAUGUUAUUCCAGUUUCUCAGCUGAGAGCACCUGUCAACCUCAUUCCCUGCUUUGGCACUGCUGCAGAUAAGUGCCUCACACCAUAUAAUAGCAUGGAGCAUGCAACUGAGUUUUGGUUAAAUUAUUUUUGGGACAAAAACACCUUUUUUGCACUAUCAUCAUAG
Molecule: messenger RNA, 417 nt
Organism: Suillus subaureus
Lineage: Eukaryota; Fungi; Basidiomycota; Agaricomycetes; Boletales; Suillaceae
Exons: 4
Coding region: 1-417 (138 amino acids)
Source: RefSeq, a predicted model, not a curated record